Messenger RNA from Diaporthe amygdali, 543 nucleotides. RefSeq lists its product as uncharacterized. The record is from RefSeq and is a predicted model, not a curated record. Lineage: Eukaryota; Fungi; Ascomycota; Sordariomycetes; Diaporthales; Diaporthaceae. The coding region runs from base 1 to 543 and encodes 180 amino acids. The transcript has a single exon.
AUGACAGCCGUCGAAGCGCAGCAUUUUGAGGACACCAAGGCGAUCAAGGCCCUGAUCCAGGCCUUUUUCGACUCCAUCAAUGCUGCAGACAGCAAAGCUCUGAAAUCGCACUUCUUCCCCGCAGCCAACUUGACCAUCAUCCGCCAAGACCCUCCCUUGCCAGCAGACUCCGAGAGGGAGAGGGCGGAUGCCGCGGAUGAGAAGCUCACUGUUGUACUGCGGACCACGAUCGAGAAGUUCGUCAAGCUGAUCGACGACGGAGAGAAGAGGAGGAAGGGCCAGCCGCCCGGCCCGGUGCUGCACGAGAGCCCGGACCUCGACGCCACGGACGUCAAGGUCGAUGCACUGUUCGGGUCGGCCUGGAGCCCCUUCAGGGUCACCUUUGACGGCGUGCUGCACCAUUACGGGAUCAUGGUGUAUACCCUGGGGAAGACCGAGGUCCCCGAGGGAGGCGGCAAGAGGGAGUGGAAGAUUGAGGGCGUAACGCAGAACUACCGCCGGACGCCUGGGUGGCCCGAGGGGGAGCUGUCGGGGACGGUGUGA